AAAUUAUAUGAAUUAUUUACAGAUGGCUUUCAACAAUAUCUUACAGACGUUUUGUGAAUAUUUUACAAUGAUUCGAAAAUUACAAGAUUUUGGAAAUUAUUUGAAACCAAACUAUGUACUGCAAAAUGUGUACAGGCAACCACCUUUGACAUACGAGAGUUACUAUGCAGUAUUAACAUGGCAUUUAACCCGCGUCAAAAGGCGAAUUAUUAAAAUAGAAACAAAUUUUAUGAAACAAGAUACUUGCAAUAGUUUCUUGACAUUAUUGAAGGAUAUAAAGAAACACCUGGAGACUAUAAAAAUACUUUACGAAAUACACCAGGCUGUUACAAGUGAUUGGAAAGUAUAUCCAAAUUACAAAUGCGCAUCCAGACUAUUGUCUUGUUUGUAUUUUGAAAUGGAAAAUUCGAAUAAUAAAGAGAAAGCGAACAUCAGCACUAGUUUAUAUUUGUCUAGCUUACGAGUAUAUUUGAAUAUAACUGAUACUUGGCUAAAUGAAGGACGUCUCGAGGAUUGGAGGGAUGAAUUUAUUAUUUCUAGGUUCUCUCGCCGACGGAUUACUCGCUGGCUCGACGAUGAAUUCCUGGAUGAUUUGAACAAUUGGAAGGUGGAACACACUACUACAACGCGUAGCCCGGACCUCCAGUGUUUCAAGUGAACUCUCGAGUCAUCAGCGCUCCCGCUUUUAUAGGAGACCGGCUACCCCUCAAGCGCCCCCACCAUCAACAUUACAAAAAACCAUAUUUUUACUUAACCAUUAACAUUACAUUAAUUAUUUCUUAAAAUUUAACUGUACGGGGUAUCUUUUUGUCGUACUGUGCUUAUGACUAUUACAAUUAUUCUUAUAAUUAAGAAAAUAGCUAUACAUUUUUUAAUAUAGCGAACUUAUCAAUAUAUCACAACAAUUUUCUUAUAAGAUAGUUAUUAACUAAGACAUGGUGCUAUUUAUUUACUCCCUAGGCUUAACCAUCUUCGGGUAGCGAACUUAUUUACCAUACAUCUCUUUAACAAAACAAAGUUCCUACUUUGUCUUAUAACUAUCAUAUUUGUAUUGUAAAAAUAGUCAGAAAGUGCUUAUUGCCAUCCCUCCAUACUAUUUCCUUCUCUCAUUGUGAUAUUAAUGACGUCACUGUUCCUUUGUCUCUCAAAAGCCAUACUUUUCGGUGCUUAUUGGUCUAAGAUCCAAAUAACCCACGAAAUUGUAACAUUUGGGACCUGACUAGCGUGUCUUGCCCCCUUACAUCAAAAUCCCAUAAAUUUACGGAUAUGACGCAAUAAUGAGUCAUCUGACGUAAGUGAUUACAUAAUGACCAUACUAUUUGUUAAUUAUUAAUAAUAUUACAAAAGUAUGAAAAAGACUAUGUCUAAAAUUUGAUUUUAGCGAGCAUCAGCUAAAGCAUUACAUCAUUACGACUUUGUACUACAUUCCGCCUUUGAUCUUUUUACCUGCUACCAUAUAAGUGCUAAGGUAAAGUAUUUAUUGUUAAUAUUAAUUAAGAAUCAGUGCUUCGACCUAUGACUUGAGUGUCUAGAGCCUAAUAAAAAUGUUUUAUCACAAAUAGGAAUCACGGUUUCUUUGUUCUUCUUUCUUAUGAAAUCUAUUUUUAGAACUAACCAUGUAUAUCCUCAAUCCUUAUGUUUAUGUUCUUACAAUGAAUGAACAUAACAUUAUUUAAGUAAUUCAGGCCGAUAGUGCCCUAUGCGAACUUAAUUAUGAUAAUAAGAAAAGUACCGCCUUUGAUCUUUUGUAUUUAUUCCAUAAAUACCAUGAAUCUCCUCAUUUGUACUCGAUCGCGGUAUGGCUUAUAGCACAUAUACCUAUAAAUACUAAAUUUUGAUGUCCCCGGUAGUACAAAUCCUUAUCGGGUUAUCACAUCUCCUAGUAGCAUGGUCACCUUUUUGUUUCUCAUACUACUUCCUAUCCUUCUACUCUCCUGUUAUCCAAUUACGCACAAGCGACUCAAUUGGACUUGCUAUACAUCAUAUGAUUCGAGAAUCUGAUUUUGCAUCAUAAUUCUACACGUAAGUAUUGUUCCUAUUGGUAACUAUACUUCUUAGGCUCAUUGCAACUUGCACCGAUCAAAUUAGACUUAAGCCCUCAUGGCGGGUCUCUAUGUUAUCCUGUGCUAUCUUAAUGCCAACCUCCUCUCAUCUUUGAUAAGUCUAUGGUUCCGUGCGGCAACCAUACCUUUUCUGAACAAACUCAUUUUGUACUUCCCUUUUGAGCGCUAUCUAACUAGUUUUUUAGCUUAACGUUUUAGCGCUAUGACAUAUCAUGACCAUAGGCUAUUACAUAUUUGAUUAUGGCUCUAUCGGUCCUUUUUUAAAAUUACAUAAUAUCUUAACCCAGGUGAGCAUCUAAGGGUAAAAUACAAGGAUCGGUUGCAUAGUCACAAUUUCUAGCUAUUUUUUCCUUAUACGUUCCACCUUUAUUUAAAUACUACAGUCAAAAGAUGCGAAAAUCGACUAGAUAUUUACUGCAUGCGAUGAGUUCACUGAUAGCAACAGCUUACAGUACAAAUUGAAAACAGCAGCUCUUAUUUAUUUUUGGCAUAUGUUGGACAAGCAUAUGGACUCAUUCCAGCAGCAAACAAAAUGAAAACUGGCAAAGUCAAAUAUUUACGUUUUGCUUGUUUCUACGUCUCGAAAAAUAUUUUAUUUUUGAAAUGUUAUUCUCUAUCAAUUUUAGCCACCUAUCAUUCCAAUCUUCCACAAUAUUCUCAAGAAAAUAAUAAGUGCAAAACUGCGCUUUUACAGUAUCUGCCGUUCUGAAUUAAAAUAUUUAAAGUUGAAAAUCGAUUCAAGCAUCCUCCAAAACCCUUAGAAUAUAUAACGCAAAAAUCCCUGAGUGUACGACGAAUCCCGUACAGAGGGAGAGUCAGAAUAGGUAGGGGUGGUUUUUGUAAGAAAUGCAGCCAAAUGUUAUUCAAAGGACUAAGCUCCUCAAUUAACA
This is a messenger RNA of Cephus cinctus (wheat stem sawfly), 2953 nucleotides long. RefSeq lists its product as uncharacterized. The transcript has 4 exons. The record is from RefSeq and is a predicted model, not a curated record. Lineage: Eukaryota; Metazoa; Arthropoda; Insecta; Hymenoptera; Cephidae. The coding region runs from base 8 to 658 and encodes 216 amino acids.